This is a messenger RNA of Microthlaspi erraticum, 2187 nucleotides long. The record is from the annotation of a GenBank genome assembly. NCBI's taxonomy places the organism in Eukaryota, Viridiplantae, Streptophyta, Magnoliopsida, Brassicales, Brassicaceae.
AUGUCAAGCACUUCGUCGGCUAUUGAGAACUUUGAGUCUUGGAUAUUGAAAAUCUUAUUUGAAAUACUCCUUCUCCUAGUUCAGGUUGAGGAAAAGGAAGAAUCUGUUUGGGCGUCUGCCCUCAGCUGCUUUCUCUAUUUUGUCUGUGAUAGAGGCAAAAUACGGAGAAACCAGCUAAAUGGUCUUGACAUAAGGGUUAUCAAAGCUCUUCUGGGAAUUAGUAAAAGGAAUUCUUGGUCAGAAGUUGUUCAUUCCAAGCUUAUUUGUAUCAUGACAAACAUGUUUUACCAAUCUCCAGAACUAGAUGGCUCUACCAGAGCAACUUCAAGUGCCUCAAAUUUUCUUAUAGACCAGGUCGAUCUGAUUGGUGGCGUGGAGUUUAUUUUCUUUGAGUACUCGUUGGCAACCACUAGAGAGGAAAGAAGAAAUCUCUACUCGGUUUUAUUUGACUAUGUCCUGCAUCAAAUUAAUGAGGCAUGCUCAGUUGCUGGUCUUUCUGAGUACACUGAUGAUGAGAUUCAACCUUUGGCUGUUCGGCUUGCUCUGGCUGAUGCACCUGAAGCUUUCUACAUUUCUGUUAAGCUUGGUGUUGAAGGCAUAGGGGAAAUCCUGCGAAGAUCAAUUGCCGCAGCAUUGUCUGGGUUCAGCAACAGUGAACGUCUAACCCAGCUUUUGGCAAAUAUAACAGAAAAAUUUGACACGAUAAUAGGUUCAUUUACUCACUUGGACAACGAGUUUCUGCAACUCAAACAGAUAACCAAAUCUUCCAAGUUCAUGGAAAGCAUUCAAGGUUUAAGAAAUGAUAUAAGCAUGUCGGUGAAUUUAGCUUGGGCUACUUUGCACUCUCUUCUUCAUUCAGAAAGAACCACGUACCGUCAAAAUGGAUAUAUCUGGUUGGGGGAUCUUCUGAUUGCGGAAAUUAGUGAAGAGAGUGGUGGAACUAUAUGGCUGAGCAUAAAAGACCUGCAGCAAAAGAUUGCCCAUUGUGGUGCCUCGGAUUCUAUGAUCACUUCUGAUAUACCUAUUUCCAUACAUCUUCUAUGUGGACUCUUGAAGUCCAGGAACAGUGUUAUCAGAUGGGGUUUCUUGUUCAUUCUGGAGAGACUUCUUAUGCGUUCCAAGUUCUUACUAGAUGAGAAUGAGACACAGCGAUCAACUGGUGGAGAUGCUAGUCAGGAUCAUAAAGACACACGACUAGAGAAAGCAAAUGCUGUUAUAGACAUAAUGAGCAGUGCUUUAUCUUUGAUGGCACAAAUAAAUGAAACUGACCGGAUUAAUAUCUUAAAGAUGUGUGACAUUCUUUUCUCGCAACUGUGCUUGAAAGUUUUGUCUGCUGAUGAAGAUACAGUACCCAGUUCUGCUGAAAGAAAUAGCAAAUUUGAAACAUCGCAACGUAACAGCUAUAAAGAAACUAUGGAUGAAGCUGAUACCAGGCCUCGGUACAACAAUGUCUCUGUUUCAACGUGCGAGACAGCGUCAAUGGCAGCAAUGCUUCUCCGUGGACAAGCCAUUGUCCCCAUGCAGCUGGUUGCGCGGGUUCCAGCGGCUUUGUUUUAUUGGCCCUUGAUUCAACUAGCAGGUGCAGCAACUGAUAACAUUGCACUUGGUGUCGCCGUUGGAAGCAAAGGAAGAGGAAACAUUCCAGGGGCAACCUCUGAUAUUCGAGCCACUCUGCUGUUACUACUGAUUGGUAAAUGCACCGCAGACGCAAUUGCCUUUCAAGAAGUUGGCGGAGAGGAGUUCUUUAGGGAACUCCUGGAUGAUACUGACUCAAGGGUGGCUUAUUACUCUUCAGCUUUUCUUCUGAAGAGGAUGAUGACGGAGGAACCAGAGAAAUACCAAAAUAUGCUUCAGAAGCUUGUCUUUAAGGCUCAGCAGAGUAAUAAUGAGAAACUGCUGGAGAAUCCAUACCUGCAGAUGUGUGGCUUUGUUUCGAGAGAAGUACACAGACUAGGAAACAAAACCUCAGACAUCGAAACCUUGAGAUCCAAUACUUGUUUUCACCUGUUUUGUAAAUCGCUUCUGGUUCCUGGAGAUCUGAUCCUUUCCCACCGAUUCCGUCCUGAUAAAACGAUGAUCGAUGAUCAAGACUUGGGGUUUAUAGUCAAUUUCCUUGGCAUCUUCAUCUUCGGUUUGGUAAUUGCUUAUCAUUACGUAGCUGCUGAUCCCAAAUAUGAAGCGACUUGA